Messenger RNA from Gaeumannomyces tritici R3-111a-1, 2028 nucleotides. RefSeq names its product 26S proteasome regulatory subunit rpn11. The transcript has 3 exons. Gene Ontology annotation, cellular component: proteasome regulatory particle, lid subcomplex. NCBI's taxonomy places the organism in Eukaryota, Fungi, Ascomycota, Sordariomycetes, Magnaporthales, Magnaporthaceae. Bases 223 to 1227 code for a protein of 334 amino acids. Gene Ontology annotation, molecular function: proteasome binding; protein binding; metallopeptidase activity. The record is from RefSeq and is a predicted model, not a curated record. Gene Ontology annotation, biological process: proteasome-mediated ubiquitin-dependent protein catabolic process; protein deubiquitination.
CUGAGCUGCGUCAACUGUGCCGGAUCAAGCGUUCGGUUUUGUUGCGCUCGUGGAAAACACGGCCGCUUCAAACCUCAGCUGCCAGAUUUCCUCGACGAUCAAGCAUACAGGGCACGCUCUCUUCCCCCGACACACCACUCCCGACCGCCGGUAUCGCCCUAUCCUGGAAUCUCGACUAGUCUUUCCGCCUCCUCCCCCGCCUCGGUAGCCCUUAACAUCAAAAUGGAGCGCUUCCGAAGCAUGCUAAGCGUGGGCGGCAUGGGCGCCGCCGUCCCGGGAACCGACAACACGAACCUGAUCGAUAAUUCCGAGACCGUCUACAUCUCCUCCCUCGCCCUCCUCAAGAUGCUGCGGCACGGCCGGGCGGGUGUACCCAUGGAGGUCAUGGGUCUCAUGCUGGGCGAGUUCGUCGACGAGUUCACAGUCCGCGUGGUGGACGUCUUCGCCAUGCCCCAAAGCGGUACCGGCGUCAGUGUCGAGGCGGUCGACCCGGUGUUCCAGAUGAAGAUGAUGGACAUGCUCCGGCAAACGGGAAGGCCCGAAUCUGUGGUUGGAUGGUACCAUUCGCAUCCCGGUUUUGGCUGCUGGCUGUCUUCGGUCGACAUCAACACCCAGCAGUCUUUCGAGCAGCUGACACCCCGCGCCGUUGCCGUCGUCGUUGACCCCAUCCAGUCGGUCAAGGGCAAGGUUGUCAUCGACGCCUUUCGCCUGAUCAACCCCCAGUCGCUGAUGCUCGGCCAAGAGCCCCGCCAAAGCACGUCCAAUCUGGGUCACCUGAACAAGCCGUCGAUCCAGGCAUUGAUCCACGGUCUGAACCGCCACUACUACUCUAUCGGCAUCAAUUAUAGGAAAACGGCGCUCGAGGAGAACAUGCUCAUGAACCUGCACAAGCAGGUGUGGACUGAGGCACUACAGAUGGACGACUUCCGCGCCGAGGGCCAGCGCAACAAGGAGCGCCUUGAACGCCUUGUAACCCUGGCCGAUGGCUACGAGAAGCGUGUCAAGGAGGAGACGGAGCUGACCAAGGACCAACUUAAGACGCGCUACGUCGGCAAGCUGGAUCCGAAGAAGCAUCUUGAGGACGUGGGCCAGCAGCUGAUUGAGGACAACAUCGUUGCCGUGUCAAGGCAGAUGAUCGACAAGGAGGCGACCAUGCCCAAAAAGGACACCCCCUCCAACGGUCGUUCCGGCGGCGGCGACCAGAUGGAGGUUGAGGAGGAGCUAUGAUUUACAUGGUGCGUCAUUGGUCACGGGCCAGCCCCGUUUCUCUUGUCGGAGAGGGGAGCCGGGCCUCUCUCCCAAGGGUUCCUUUAGCAAUGCUCCAGGCAAGACCGAAUAGACCUGGUUUGCUUGUACUAGUAGGGCGGGUGGCGUUGGGCUGGAUUAAAGACAGGUACAUUAAAGAUGUGAUGCGCCAGGUUCAAGUCUACGAAAUAGCUAGGCGUGGUUGACAUUCUGGCUGGAAGCAACCGCCAAUGGCUUUCGUCUUGACGCUCCCAACAAAGAACUUCCCUAAUUAUUGUGACUGGGAGAUCCUUGUACUAAGUCUUUGUCCCCUUUGUCGUUCUGAGUGGCCGCUUUCGUUGGGCUUGGAACGACCCCGAAACAAAGAAUUCACGACAGGUCUGUUCGGGACAACUAAUUGUUUGUUGGGAUCACAAUGGCUUUCGCAGUCACUAUAUCUUUGGUCAUCCCUGCCGCACUUUUCUCUGGUUUCCUUAUUCCAACAACUUUUGCCGCUUUGAGUCGCUUCCGUCCCCGGAUAUAGCAGCCAGACACGCUCCAUUCCAACCUAGACCACAGCAUCAACACUCAAAGUCGCAUCUCUCCAUCCACAACACAAACUCAAACCCUCCAGGGUAGAGGGUGAGCCUUGGAUGGCUCAUCGGUCUAUCCGAGAAUCAUCAGGGACCCGUAACAAGCGCCGCUCGUUCAACCUGUUCGCGAAGCUCACUUCUUGCUUCGGGUCCCUGUCACCUUUUACUCGCAAAUCUUGCACCAAGACGAGCGGCCCCCAAACUGAUACCC